Messenger RNA from Rhizopus microsporus ATCC 52813, 1651 nucleotides. RefSeq names its product SWIRM-domain-containing protein. Bases 17 to 1651 code for a protein of 544 amino acids. Lineage: Eukaryota; Fungi; Mucoromycota; Mucoromycetes; Mucorales; Rhizopodaceae. Gene Ontology annotation, cellular component: SWI/SNF complex. The record is from RefSeq and is a predicted model, not a curated record. The transcript has 2 exons. Gene Ontology annotation, molecular function: protein binding.
UUUCAACUCACAACCAAUGUCUGCAUCAAAGAAACCUAGAUUAGAUAAAGGCAAUACUACGCGUCCAUUUAUACCUGUUCAGCAAUAUGAGGUUAUCAUUCCUUCUUAUGCUGCUUGGUUCGACUUGUCUACUAUUCACAUUAAUGAAAUUCGCGGACUACCUGAAUUCUUUAACAAUAAAAAUAAAUCGAAAACACCCAGCAUUUAUAAAGAAUACCGUGAUUUCAUGGUCAACACAUACCGUCUUAAUCCCUUAGAGUAUUUAACAGUAACAGCUUGUAGAAGAAAUAUGACGGGCGAUGUUUGUGCAAUCAUCCGCAUUCACGGAUUUCUUGAACAAUGGGGUCUUAUUAAUUAUCAGAUGGAUCCGACAGCUAAACCAACAGCCAUUGGACCUCCCUUUUCGGGCCAAAUCAAGAUUAUAGCAGAGAUACCAAAAGACUUGCAGCCUGCCUUGUCGUCUGAAAAUCAGCAAUCUACUGACGAGGCAACGGCAGAUGCAACUAUAGAAACUAAUAUGACAACAGAUAAAAACGCGCCUGAAGAAGCCGUAAAGACAGCAGAACCAGAAAAGGAAAUAAAGACAGCAGAACCGGAACACAUAAAGACAGAAGAGGCCAGUUCUAUAAAACAGGAGAUUUCAUUAAAUCUAGACUUGCGUGAAGACAUAUUUAACACAGCCAAGAAUCAUCAUGCACAAAAGAAAACUAUAAAAACGUGUGAAUGCUGUAAGAAAUCACAAAAUAUAUAUGAAGGAUAUCGACAUGAAUCCAUGUUUGUAUGCUCUGAAUGCUUUGAAGCAAGUAAAUUACCUGAGGGCACAAAGAAAGAAGAUUACGAUAAAGAGAUGAAGCACGAAGAGGAGCCACUGGAAGAUACAUGGACAGAACAAGAAGAUCUAUUGUUACUCGAAGGCCUCGAAAUGUUUCCGACGGACUGGAAUAAGAUUGCAGAACAUGUGUCCAGCAAAACGCGAGAAGCCUGUGUACUGCGUUAUCUGAAGCUACCUACAGCAGAUCCUCGUAUUGAUCCUGAUAUUAAGCACCGAGGAUUACUAGAUUUCGAUGCAAAAGAUAAAAUAGACAACCCAAUCAUGUCAGUAGUCGCCUUUCUUGCUUCCAAUGUGAAGCCAGAAGUAGCAUCUUCAACCAUACACGAGCGACAAGAUAGUGAUGCUGAAAUGAAGGAAAAAGAAGAAGAGGACAAUCAACAGCUGAAAGCUGACUUAUUACAUAGCAAAGUGUCUCUCUUUUCAGCGCGACUACGUCAAUUUAGAGAGAAAGAAAAGUUAAUAGAUUUGGAGCGUCGUGAAGUUGAAUAUGAAAAAUGGCGCGCUCAAGAGGACUUAUGUUUUCUAAAGAAUAGAAUAGAUUCAAUAUAUGCUCGUAUGUUUCAUGCUAGUCAAGCUAAAAUAGCAGCACAGCAGCAGCAGCAGCAAGAAGAGCAAAUGCCAGAAAAUGCCAUUGUGUAUUUGCUUGAUGAUCCGACAUUAACAGAAGAACAAAGAAAUGAACAACUUGAAUUAAAACAAAGAUACCCAAAACAGUAUGAAUCAAGGCAGAUAUUAUUGCAGCAACAGCAACAACAACAGCAACAACAACAACAACAACAACUCCAGCAGCAACAGUCAAAUGGUAUUCAGCAAGUUUAA